This is a messenger RNA of Peromyscus californicus insignis, 12931 nucleotides long. It is a transcript of the gene Cd160, whose product is annotated as CD160 molecule. Gene Ontology annotation, molecular function: transmembrane signaling receptor activity. The record is from RefSeq and is a predicted model, not a curated record. Gene Ontology annotation, biological process: regulation of adaptive immune response. The transcript is spliced from 3 exons. Bases 873 to 1550 code for a protein of 225 amino acids. NCBI's taxonomy places the organism in Eukaryota, Metazoa, Chordata, Mammalia, Rodentia, Cricetidae. Gene Ontology annotation, cellular component: plasma membrane.
AUUAGAUUAUUUAAAUAUAUAAGGAUAAAAUAAUAAAAAUAUUAGAAGAAAAUAAUCUCAACCCAAGGGAAACUUUAUUAAGACAAUAUUGGAAACCCAAACAAUUUUAAUUAAAAGUUUAUUGUAAACAAUUUGCAAAUAAGAAAAAAAAAUCACACAUCAAAAUUAGCCAGACUCAAAGUCUAUGCAUUUAGUAAACAUCUACGGAGCUGAGACAAGCAUUCUGAAGCUGUGGCUCUUCAUCGAUUUUACACCUUCACUAUCCAAAAUAUUGUUUGUACUUAUCCAUCACCAAAAUAUCCAUGAUAUUCUGGAACUAUAGUUGAAACUAGAACAAAAUUAGUUUUAUAUCUUUCAUGACACAAGUUCUCUUUACCUGAACUCAGUCCUUCUUCAUUCCCUUAUAUUUACCCCUUUCUUUUUCUCCUUUUUAUAUAUUAUAUACUUACCCACAUGUACAUUGUUUACAUAUAUGUGUAUGGAUGUAUAUAACAGGGGCUAUUUGCCAGAUGAGCCCAGGAAAAAGAGGCAACAUCUCUCAGCCCAGUCCUCACCCCAAUUCCUCUCUCCAGUUAGACCUCACUUGAUCUUUUUUUUUUUUUUUUUUGGUUUUUCGAGACAGGGUUUCUCUGUGUAGCUUUGCGCCUUUCCUGGAACUCACUUGGUAGCCCAGGCUGGCCUCGAACUCACAGAGAUCCGCCUGCCUCUGCCUCCCAAGUGCUGGGAUUAAAGGCAUGCGCCACCACCGCCCGGCUCACUUGAUCUUUUUAUAUCACUUCCAAACCCUCUGUACCUUGAAGCUCUCUUCAUCUCCAUGACACUUUGAGCCUAAAACAGGGAGACAGUCUUAGAGGUCUAGGAGGCUUCAUUUAAUGUGUCUCUGUGCUUUCAGGUGUGGGACCACAGACUGGCAAAGCCAACAUUUACGUGGAAUUUCUGGGGUUGCUGACAACAUGCAAAUCCUGAUGUCACCUGCCCGGAGCUGUUGUGCCCUGGCCAUCCUGCUGGCAAUUGUGGACUUCCAAUGUGGUGGGUGCAUCUAUGUCACCAGCUCAGCAUCCCAGAAAGGAGGGCAACUGGACUUCACCUGUACUCUGUGGCACAAGAAGGAUGAAGCUGAGGGACUAAUGCUCUUCUGGUGCAAAGAUAGGUCUUGGGACUGCUCCCCUGAGACCAGCUUAGAACAGCUAAGGGUUAAAAGGGAUCCUGGGACAGAUGGCAUCACUGAACAGUCAUCUCAGCUGGUGUUCACCAUAGAACAAGCCACACCAUCCGACAGUGGGACCUACCAGUGCUGUGCCAGAAGCCAGAGGCCAGAAAUCCACAUCCAUGGUCAUUUUUUCUCUGUUCUAGUCACAGGGAACCACACCGAGAUAAGCCAGAGACAGAAGCAGCACCCUGGCUUCAGCCAUAUUGACAGCACUCUCAGUUCAGGCUUCCCGCAAGCAAAGGCCUGGGGGGUGAUGGUCACCAGCCUGGUGGCCCUUCAAGGUAUGUCCAGAAGAGACUGCAGCGCUCCAAACUAUGAGUCUGUGUCCUUGCAAGGUUAACUAUUUCCUAGGAGGGAAAGUCCAGAAAGGAAGCUCGGAAGAAGGGACAGAUGCCCCCCAAGCCCUGGCUCUCUACAGAAAAGUACAAACCAGUGUGUGGGUGGAAGUGGUCUGAAGGUACUCGUCUCCUAACUCUGCGUCUCCAUGGAGACAGACGAACAGGACGGUCCUCUGGGCAAGAGGUCAGUCCUCUUAGGAAAGGCUGGGAGACAAACAUGCUGCCUCCAGUCACUCAGUGGACACAGCACUCCAGUUCAGGCGACAGGUCUCUAUUAUACAAAGCUGAACAAGGCAGGAGACAGGGCCGGGCUGAGGUGGAGUUUGAACACAGCUGCUCCACAAAGUGGAGGACCAUACUGAGUAUUGAAAGACUGGGACAUUGAACAAUUUGUCACUAGGCUUUUGCAUAACAAAUAACUGAUGCAAGUCUCUGUCCUUGGCAGUCAAAGGCCAGCUUCCACAUGGGUGUGUAUGUGUGUGUGUGUGUGUGUGUGUGUGUGUGUGUGUGUGUGUGUGUGAGGAUGGAGCAGUCUGACUGUUUACACAUACUGAAUACAAGUUUCCCUAGUGGGUUAAACUAGAUUCUUGUUAAUGUUAUUUCUUCAGGCACAGCACAAACUCAAAGGGGAAACUGAGUCCAGCCUUGCACUCUCACCACUACCUCUGACUCCAGAUUCAUCCUAGAACAGCAAGUCUCAGCUCCUACUUCUCUUUUCUAGUCAAGAACAAAACUUUAAAUUCAAUUAGUUUCUCCUGGGCUCAAGGCACACAAAAGGAAGAAAAAAACCACAACAAAGCUAAAUCAUAUACUCGCUAUGUUAGGAAGCUGUAGGAGAGAGAUUGAGACUGGCCUCCGACUCGCAGCCCUACCCCAGGCAUCUGACCGCUGGGAUUACAGGUGUGAGUAGCCAUGUCUAGCCUUUCCUUGUCUUCACCUUCCUCCAACCCAAGGCUUAGUAGAAUUAUGGAAGAGGCAGUGUUCCGCAGAAAGAUGCACACAUUUUCGUCGGCCUUCACAAUAUCAUAGACACUGUAGGGGGCCAUCCCACCCCUACUCUUCCCCAGGGUACUCUUGAGCAGGAGCAGCAGGAAAUAUUAGAAGUAUAGAGGGAAGAGAAACAGAUAGAAAAUACAGAAUAACCUCAAAAGGACUUGGAUCCUAAUCCAUCAGGCCCUGACUGUCUGCCAAAGGGUUUUUAAAGGAACACCAAGGGGUGGAGCUAAUGACCUCCCCCAGCACAGCCAAGUGCAGACCAUCCCAGACACCUGGUCCUCAGGCCCGUCAUCCAAUCAUCCUCUUUAUGCAGACCUGCUGAGUAAAGCCACUAGGAAAACUACAUGGGCUCCAAAAGGAGACCAAGUUAUAAGGCUUUCUUUCAUGUGAGGUUAAAGAUGGAGUGUCCUGGUCCCCUGUGCUUCCCUCUGCGCCCUCCACACAACAUGGACAUUAUGUUCAUACAUUUUCCCCUUCCCUCUCUAGUCAUGAAAGCCUAUCAAACACACAUCUCAGGACAGGUGAGACUUCUCAAAUCAGACACUCUGUGUCAUGAUGGUCUAAGCUGUGAGGUAAUAAUACAAACCAUUUUCUUUCUACAGCUCUAUACACCUUGUGAUAAAGAAUAAAACCUCAAAAAGAAGGUGCAGCAAGAUAAAUCCCACAAUGCACACAGAGAAGAAUGGUACAAGGAACAGAUGCUAAGUAAUCCAAGAAUCUGGAGGGCCAGCAAGAUGGCUCAACCACGAACAGGAGCUUGCCUGCCAAGCUUCAGCUCAAACCUCUGCACACACAUGGUGUAAAGACAGAACUGACUCCCACAAACUGUCCUCUGACCGCCACGGGAGUGCUGUGCCCCGACCCCAAUAAAUAAAAUCAUUCCAAGGAUCUGGUAGACAUCUGGCUUCCUUCUUGGUCUCCCUUCCUUCCUGCCGGCACGAGCCUGCCUUCUCCCACCUCAGUGCCAAUAAAGAAAACAUUCUGCAGAUGGCCACAUAAAGAUAGUGUGCUAUCUUUAAACACCAGGUCUGCUUUAUACCACAAAAUAGUGUUUUGUCUCCCCUGCAACACAGUAAAAUCAGCAAGUUUCAAUUUUAUGUGUGUGUAUGAUGUGCGUGCGUGCGUGUGUGUGUGUGUGUGUGUGUGUGUGUGUGUGUGUGUGUGUGUAGGUCAGAGGACAACUCUUGGGAGUUGCUUCUCUCCUCCUACCGUGAGGUCUGGAGAUCAAACUUAGGAAGCCAGGCUUGUGCAAGUGCUUUUAGCUGCCGAUCUAUCUCACCAGCCCCCAAUAAGCAAGCUAAAGAAGAACGUCAGGCCUGGAGACAUGGCUUAGUGGUUGAGUUCAAUCACAAAGACUGGAGUUUGGCUCUCAGGACCCAUGUAACAAGCCAAGAGUUCCCACAAACACCUAUAAGCUCAGCUUCAAGGGGCCAGAGACAGGAGGAUUUCUGGGACUUGCUGGGUUCCAGCCUAGUGGAGAAACUGUGAGACCCUACCUCAGAAGAAUAGGUAGAGAAUGAUGAAGGACACCAAAUGCCCUCUUCUGGCCUCCAAUGCACUUGCACCUACGCAUGUGCACGUACACACACACACACACACACACACACACACACACACACACACACACUAAAUAAAUCUUUAAAAAGGAAAAUACCAUUUUAAAAAAGAACUGUUUGUUUAACACUGCAAAGGAAAAAAGACAAAACAAGCAAACUGGGGAGGAAAGGGAGCAGGAGAACCAGGUCCAGUGACUGACUUGGAAGGCAAACAAAAAAGCAAGGCUGACACUGCUAGAAGAGGUGAGGCCCUCCCACGGCCCAGGGACACUACGGGCUGCAACUGUCUACCUUCAACAAGGACCUACAGCCUCUUUGGUCACUAGUCUUUUUCAAAGACGCUCAAAGCAGUUAUUUGCAGGCUUCUCUUGUUCCUAAACUCACAGACCCUCUUUGACUUUGGACAGAUAACCCUUGUCACACGCAGAACAAGGGGCAGGCUAUUUCCAACAGCAGGGACGACAUGAACGAAAAGAUAGAAAGAGACAGUCGGGUGGAGCUAAGUGAAAAGCCAUCAAAUAGACAUCUCACCUGUCAUCUUUUUGACACCGACCUACCCAAUGUGGAAACUAAGAUUUACAGAGACCAAGACCCAAGGCCGACAUGUUACAGCAAUGUCUUUAAUAGGGUGGUCUUGAAUUUCAAACUAAAGAUUUCUGACUCUGUGUCCUCUAGAGAUAAAAACACUAGGCUUGAAGUGUAAAACCUGGAUCCAAAUUCUGGUGCUGCAACUGAGAGCUGCAUGUCUUUGGGCAAGUGAAACUUAUUUUUAUUUCAUGUGUUUGAACACUUUGUCUGCAUGUGUGCACAAGAAUGCCUGGUGCCCAAAGAAGCCAGAGGGGCAUCAGAUCCCUGUCCUGCAGUUAGACAGGUGUGUGAAGGGACUAUCACUACCGUGUUUUCCUGAGGAUCAAAUAAGACUAGAUUUGGAACCCAGAGACAUCUGAAUCCUGACUCCAAAGUCUCCAAAACUCUCUCCCUACAUUACAUUCUCCGUAAGCUUUUCUAACUGUUUGUGGCUUUAACUGCAUUGUACGCUCACAUUAAAAUGACUCUCCAGAGGAUCUUCUGUGACCACUCAGCUCUUCAGUGACUUCAGCAUCACAACCAAUGACAGGGACGGUUCCAUACACCAUGCUGUACCAACCAGAGUGCACACAUAGCUAUACACCAGACACGUGGUCUCUGCUCAUCUAUCAAGACAUUCAGAAGUCUUGAACUAAGCAGAAUAAAUGAGCAACCAGAAAGCAAAUGUCUAAAGAAUCUGUUUAUUCUACUUAUUUCAAGAUUCAGUUAAGCAGAAAUUAGAAAUAUUGUCUUGGUUUUAAAGUGUGUUCACACGAUCAAUUUCAAUUUUAAGUAAGUCCAAGGACUUCCAUGUAUGAACCCCAAAAUCUGUAUGAAUAAUUCAUAACUUGUGAAGCCACUGAGCUAUUACAAAGAACUUACAAAGCCAUUUUCUUCUGUACAAAUAAAUAUCUUAGAUAUAUAUGUAUAUAUAUCAAGUUACAUGUAUAUACAUAUAUACAUACGUACAUGUAUACAUAUAUAUGUAACUGGACAUAACUAAUAAAAUAUACACACAUAUAUAUGUAACUGGAUAUAACAAAAACAAAUUGAUUUAAAAUCAGAAAUCACUGCAGCCUUUUGCCAUAUUCAUUCAUCAAAAAUUGCUAGAAAUAUAGCUAUCUCUCUUCUUGUUGGGAGGAUUUCUAAUAAAUUUUAGGUAUUAAAAACUGUACUACUGCUGGGCAGUGGUGGCACAUGCCUUUAAUUUGAGCACUCAGGAGGCAAAGGCAGAUGGAUCUCUGUGAGAGCGAGUUCCAGGACAGCCAGGACUGUUACACAGAGAAACCCUGUGUCAAAAAACCCAAACCAAACAAAAAUAAAAACAAAAAAAACAGCUGUACUUCUGAUUAGAAAACAUAACCACAACAAGCCACACCCAUGAUCCAUAGGCCUAAGGGUCUUAGUGAGAAGGAAAAGCUACAACAGAUGCUUCGUUUAUGUGGACACCAUCUAAUUUGUCACACAAAAAAAUUUGUAUGUUAAAAACAAACAAACCAACCAACCUCAAACUUGAAUGUCUGCAGUUCCUCUUGUCUGGGACAUCUUCUCGCUCAGCCGAGAGCCACACUUGGACCUGGAAUAUGCCCUAGUCACGCAUACUGUAUUCUGAUUUCCAUUACAAACCCUGGGCAGCCUUGCAGUACCCGGCCUGUGUGCCCAGAGAAGGGCAUUAGUGCCAGCCAGAAUUUUCUCCCACAGGAAUGACACCAUUCCAUUCGAUCUUUACCCAGCUCCAUACACAGAACUUUGGAGAAUCAUUCUGGGAACUCCAAGAGUAGUCUUACCCAACUUUCAAAUCUCCAUUAAUCUCACAAACAGCACUGUAUUCAUCAGGGUUCAUUCGAGGAACAGAACUGGUAGAAUAAAUAUUUACACAUAUGUACAUAUUCAUAUAAAUAAUACAUAAUAACUCAUAUGUAUUCAUAUAAUACAUUGUGUGUACAUAUAUGUGAUUAUUAGAGUAGCCGACAGUCUGGGGUCCUGCUAGUCCAAUAAUAGCUGUCCAAUGGAAAAGCCAGGAAUCCAGUAGUUGCUCAGUCUACCAGGCUGGGUGUCUCAGCUGGUCUUCAUUAUACGCUGGAAUCCAGAAGAAGUAAGGCACUAAUGCCAGUGAAGGAAUGAACUUGCCAUCAAGAGCAAGGACAAGCAGGCAAAGAGCAAAAGACUUCUUCCCUGUCUUUUAUACAGGCUGCUACCAGGUGUAGCCCAGACUAAAAGUGGAUCUUCCCACCUCAAAAGAUCCAGAUUAAAGGUGGGUCGUCCCACACCAAGUGAUUUAAUUAAGAAAAAGCCCUCACUGGUGUGCCCUUCAUUUUCAGAUUUUAGUUAAUUCCAGAUGUAGUCAAGUUGAUAACCAAGAAUAGCCAUCACAAGCAUGUUUAUCUUAUUGUACAAUAUUAUUUUAAGGUGUGUUACUUUUGCUUAUGCUCUGGAACAUUUGUUUAAUGAUGAAAAGAUGUGUUUGAUUAAAUAAAAUUCACCUGUCAAGUUUCAGGAGGUCUUGCCUGACCAAACCUGAUCCAUAUUUACCCUGAAGGAAUUCACAGCCUUUCAUCUCCUGUGAGAACAAAACUCCAAAGCAUUUUUUUAUUUCCUUUUGACAAGUAUAUUUUUUUAAAGUCUUUUUUUUAAGAUUUAUUUAUAUUUAUUAUGUACACAGAAGAGGACACCAGAUCUCAUUACAGAUGAUUGUGAGCCACCAUGUGGUUGCUGGGAAUUGAACUCAGGGUUUCUGGAAGAGCAGUCAGUGCUCUUAACCUCUGAGCCAUCUCUCCAGCCCGACAAGUAUAUUUUUUGACUUUUUAAAAGUUAAGUUUUUCCUAAAGUAUAUAGACUGAUUUACUUCAACAGUCCCUCUUCCAAUUCCUUUGCUUUUCAACAAUCAAAAAAUUCAAAAUCAAUACAAUAACAUACAGGAUCAGGACUCCCUGAGUAUUUCCCAUCUUACGUGGCUUUUUUUCUUUUAUAUUACUUUUACUCUCUCUUUAAAGACUUUAUUAUUGUUUUUAAACUAUUCAUUUCUUUCUAUGAUUAUACCCUUUUUUCCUUUCUUAAGCCUAUGCACACUGUUAAACACACUGUAACCUGUUCAGAGGUUUUUCUGUCUAGACCUCUCUUGUCUUCAGCCUUCUUUGAAUGGAUGAACACACAGACUCCCACACCUAGAUGCUCUGUACACAGCUCUCAGCUGGCUCCGCCUGCUUCUUGGGUCUUGAAAACCAAGCGUGAAACUCUCAGGCUGUCGGAGGUUUGUCUGGCCAGGGACUGCAUUCAACCUCCCUAGAGCUAUAGAAUGCUAAUGUUUGUGCUGUGGCAGGCAUUUUUACUUAGGUUUUUGUUCCUACUUAAUGUACUGGCUGCUCAAGGGCUGGCCAGCAGGCUGAAACUCUUUAAGAAGCCAUGUCUUCUUCUUCUUCUUCUUUUUAAAGCUUUCUCAGGCACUAUGGAAAUUUGAGCACCACACUGGUAUGCCAAAAUGUUGUUGCUUAUUUUUUACUCUUUUGGGGAGCCCACCACCCAGCUCCCAAAUAAAUCAUAUGAAAGCUUAUUCUUAUUUAUAAAUGCCUGGCCUUAGCUUGGCUUGUUUCUAGCCAGCUUUUCUUAACUUGGAUUAACCCAUCUGGUUUUUACCUCUGAGCUUCCCCCCAUUCUGUAAAUCUUACUCUUACUCUGAGGCUUGCUGUGUAGCUGGGUGGCUGGCCUCUGGAAGUCUUCCUCCUUCUCUGGCUCCUUCUCUUUCUUUUCUCUCCUUCUAUCUAUUCUCUCUGCCUGCCAGCCCCACCUAUCUCUCCCUCCUGAUUUUAACCCUGAAUUUGAUUAUUUCUUACCAUCUACUACCCUUGGUUGUGAUUACUUCUUUUUGUUCUAGAGCUUUUAAGAUGCUAGUAUGAGACCUCUCCAAUUUUUUAAUGCAGGCACUUAGUGCUACAAACUUUCCUCUUAGCACCACUUUCACUGGGUCCCAUUAAGUUUGGGUAUGCUGCGUAUUUGUUUUCACUGAAUUCUAGAAAGUCUUUAAUUUCUUUAUUUCUGUCUUGACCCAUUUUUCAUUCAGAAGAGAGUUGCUCUGUUUCCAUGAGUUUGUAGUUGUUACACAAAGAAACUCUGUCUUGAAACCAAAAAAAAAAAAAAAAAAUUGAAAUGGCAUCUUAGUGGAUUUUUCCUUUUCUAUCUCUUUUGAUUAAUUUUGGUUUGAAGUCUAUUUUAGAUAUUAAAUUGGCUACACCAGCUCAUUUCUUGGGUUCAUUUGCAUAUAAUAUCUUUUCCCAAACCUUUACCCUGAGCUAAUGUCUAUCCUUGAUGUUGUGGUAUGUUUCUUGGAUACAGCAGACAGAUGGAUCCUGUUUUCGAAUCCUUUCUGAAUAGUCUGUGUCUGUUUGUUUUUGUUUUGCAAGACAGGGUUUCUCUGUGUAACCCUUACCACCAUCAGGCUAGUCUGUGUCUUUUUAUAGGGCAAUUGAGUCCUUUGAUAUUGAGGGAUAUCAAUGACCAGUGGUUGUUGAUUCCUGUUAUUUUGUUGUUGUUAUUGUUGCUGCUGCUGCUGCUGGUGGGUGGGUGGAUGGGUGAGUGUGCUUCCCUUAAAAAUAUGGAAUGCUUCACAAAUGUGUGUGUCACCUUUGCACAGGGACUAGAGCAUAUGAGGUCUUAACCCCUAAGCCAUCUCUCCAGCCUAGGAAUUAUUUUUUCUAAAAAUUAAAUUAAACCAUUAUUGUAAGGAAAGGGCCAAAAAGUUACAAAUAGCAAGAGAGGCAUGUUAUCCUAGAGUCUUCCAGCUUCUCAACAUUUCAAAGAAUUGGAAAUGGGAACUCUGGGGAAAAUUAAUUUUAAACACCACGUCAUUCCUUUUCAUUCCGUACAGCUCCUCAGCCCUGACGCUUUAAAGGCUCGGGAAAUAAGGCUAAGUGUCCAUUUCUCCGCACUCCACAACACCCUUUAACUCCAUCUGGCCAAACUAACUAUGGUGGUUUGAGUGAGAAUGGCCCCUAUGGCUCAUAUAUUUGAAUUCUUGGUCCUCAGUUGGUGGAAAUUUCAGGAAGGAUUUAGAAAUAUGGCCUUAUUGAAGGCGAGUGUCACUGGAGGUGGGCUUUGAGAUUUCAAAAGCCCAGGCAUUCCCAGUUAGCUCUCUCUGCCUCCUGAUUUUGGAUAAAAACAGAAGCUCUCAGCUACUGCCCCAGGGUCACAUCUGCUGCUUGCUGCCAUGAUCCCCAUCAUGAUGGACUCUAACUCUCUGAAACCAUGUGCCCCAAAUUAAAUGCUUUCUUUUAUAAGUUGCCUUGGUCAUGGUGUUUUGUCAAGGCAAUAGAAAAGGCACUAAAACAACAGACCUGACUCAGCUGUCUGAAAAAUAUGAAGGGCAAUUAGUCCCUGCAAGGGUAGCAAGACUCUAGACCAUAGUCUUCCAUCUUUCAAGUCUAUCAUGCUCUGAAUGUACAAGUAACUGUUUCAAAUCAGCAGAUAAGAAUAUCUGUAUAUAUACAAAUACAGAGAAAUAUGUAUUUCUAUCAAUAAAGAGCAGGCAAAAAUCAGAAUAAGAAAAAUCUGUUGAGCUCUGCAUAGAAUUCAAAGGGUAAGGCAUUUUAUAUUAAUGUAAAGGUCUCAUGCUUCAUUUUGAACUGACAGCUUUUCACAACCAAGAAUCACCUGAGAAAAGACUCUCAAUGAGGGAUUACUUAGAUUAGGUUGGCAUGUGGACAUUCCUGUAAGGAAUUUUUUUUUUAUUUCUUGAUUGAGGUGGGAAGACCAUUCUGAACAUGAAUGGCACAUUUCAUGGACUGGACACUGAACUGUAUGAGUGAAAUGGGGGCUGAGGGAACUAGACAAGCAGGCAUGCAUGCUUGUAUUCUCUCUCUGCUCAACUAAGGAUGUGACUAGCUGCUUCAAGCCCUGCCUUUUCCCCACAUGACUGCAAGCUGGAAUACAAGCCAAACAAACCACUUCUCCCCUAAGCUUUUUGUGGGAUGUUUAUCACAGCAGCAGAAAUGAAACUAAGACACUACAUUUAAGGGUAAAGCUUUAUGAAAAUAAGCUUUUAAUCCCAGCUCACAUUCUGGUGUUAGUUCAAAGAAUAUAAAAUGUUUCUUCUCUUCUCUCCUAGAAUGGGCGGCAUCUCUUACUUCAGGUUAAACUAUGUCCAGAUACUAUAUACCAUCCCACUGUAGUCUCUAAGCCAAUGUAGACAUUUAUUUACCAGGAAUUAACUUUUGCUCACAUGGCAUGAAAAUCUCUCCAUGCAUCAUUUCUAUGUUCCAUCCUUGCGAUGGUCAAGUCUAAGUGGCAAUCUGACUAGGUUGCAGGAGGCCCACAUAUUCAGUCAAACAUUACUCUCAGUGUUUCUGUGAAGGUGUUUUUGAAUAAAAUUAACAUUUGACUCAGUUGGCUGAAAAACAACAUAUUAUUCCGAAGCCCAAACAAUUGAGGGCCUGAAUUAAAUAAAAAGGCUAUUCUCUCUCAAGUUAGGGAUGCUUUAACUCCUUCUAUCCAAAUGUCUAAGUUGGGAGAUCUGUCUUCCCUGCCUGUGGCGCUGGAACUCAUCAGCUUCCUCGGGCCUGUGGAGGCUUUUCUGGUGUGCAGGCCUACAGACUUGACUAGAACUGCACUCACUGCUCUCCUGGACUUCACACUAAAGAUACCGGGACUGCACAAGCCAAUUUGUGAUUUAGUGUAAUCUAUUUCUCUAUCAUCCAAUCAGUUCUGUUUGUCUGAAGUAUCCUAAUUCCUUAGAUAAACUAGCCCAGAAGUCUGCGGUACCUGCUAUAAUAGGAACACUAAAAACUGAGUGGACAAGUCUGGGAGACAGCAAAAUGCCUUCUGUCCUCUCUCAAGAGACCACAAAAAAUGAAAGUAAUGUUGUCUGUGUACUAUACCAUGAAUUAGAGCAUUUGUUUGCAUAUUGUGUAAAUUAAUUUCUAGUUCUAGCUUCCCAGGUGUAACAAACUGUGUUUGUGUUCUGUGUUUCACAGGAAACACAAACUGCCUGUCUUGGCAUUUCUGGACACAGUGAGCAGACCAACACUCCGGAGCUACUAUCAUCUUUCUGAGACAAGUGUUUGUUCGAAAACUGGAAUGUGUUCCUAUGGUGAUAUUUUAUUUGUAUUAAAAUGUUAUUUGUAUGUUAAUAAAUAAAGUUGCCCGGGGGUCAGAGCUAUUAGCAAGCCAUAGGAAAGCAGGGCAGUGGUGGCGUACGCUUGUAAUCCCAGCACUUGGUAGGCAGAGCUAGGUAAGUCUGUGUGUGUUCAGGGAUACAGCCAUUAUUGGAUACACAUGCCUUUAAUCUCAAUACCAAUCAUGGAAAACCUGGAGGCCUAUACAGACAGGCCGUGAUGAGGCGGUCAUGUGAUUGGGUUUACAACCAAUGAGAAGGCAGAACAGAAAUUCUAUAUAAGGACUUUAACACAGAAAGUAGCUCUUGUUCGGAGAAGUAGGACCACCGCAGGAGGAAGGGUAAGGUUUUAGCUCUUAGCUCUGACCUCUUGGCUUUCUUCUUUGCAUUGGUUCUGUGUUUCUUACUUAAUAAGAAGGUUGGUUACAUCUACAUGUUCCAGCUUCAAUACAGCUUCCUCCAGGUUAAUGACCAAAUAUUCAUAACAGAAUUCUUAUUUCCUCUGAUUCUCCUUCCAAUCCAAAGUCAUUGUGUAUUUUCAGGCUACAUUUAUGGCCUAACCACAAUAAACAGAUCACUCCACCUCCCCACCCCAUCCCUGAAGAAACAUCCACUACGAAGGCAGGGCAUGAAAGGAUAUAAGAAAAUAUUUUUCAUUUCCUCUAAGCUAUUUAAAUUAUGUAUGUGUGUAUGCAUGUGUACACACGAAGCACACAUUCUGGAAAUACUAGGGAUUGAACCUAGGUCAUUAUAUAAACCAAGCAAGUGUUCUAUGCUAAUCAAUAUCCCUAGCCUCUUUUUAUAUUUUUAUUUUGAGAUAGAAUCUCACUAAGUGGUCUAAGCAGGCUUUGAACUAUGUAGCCCAGGCAAACCUUUAAACUGUGACUCUCCUGCUUCAGCCUUCCAAACAGCUGGGAUUACAGGGCCCAUGCCACCAGAACUGGCUUUUGAAUCAUACUCUGACUACAACCUUUAGGGGCCGGCCACUCUCUCACUAUUUUCUUUUCCCUCCCUAACUUCUUCAUCCUCUAACCAAAUACAAAGACAUCUUUAAUCCACACACUCACUCCCAGAAUGUAAGUCAUCAAAAAUUGGGGAAGGACUCCUAGCCAAGAAAGAGACACACCAAACCCAAACUGUAGUGACCUUGUUCUGAUUGUCA